AUGCUGAGUCUCGCAGCCAAGACGCCGCGGCUGGUGGUGCCGGGGCUGCAGAACCUCGGCAACACCUGCUUCUUCAACGCCAUCCUGCAGGCGCUGGCCUCACUGCCGAGCGUGCACGAGUUCCUCGAGGAGAUCGAGCAGCGCGCGCGCGUCACGCGCCGCAACAUCGCGUUCACGGGCGCCCUACGCGACUGUCUCGAAGCGCUAGCGCCGAGGGAGGAGCACGAGCCAUGCGGCAUCGUGGCGCCCAGGACGCUCAACGCAGAGCUCACCAGCAAGCUGAGGGCCUUUCGGGGCAACAAGCAGCAGGAUUCGCAAGAGUUGCUGCAGUUUCUGUUCAAGUUGGUGAACAGUGAGCAGCGGCGCUGCUCCGUGCAGGACCGAGGCCUCGUGGAUCUGUACGCUGGCAGUCUGAUGGAACCCGCGACGACAAGGUCGAUCAGCGACCUGCGGCUGUCCCAAGCGGUGGAUGAACGGAAUUGGAAUCCGCUGCAAGGCCUGCAGGUUAACCUGCUGCAGUGCACGCGCUGCCGCCGCUUCCGGCCUCUAAAUAACCAUCCGUUCCUGGACGUCUCGCUGUCUUUGGUUGCCCCUGGAGACCGGAAGGUGUCGAGACUGACAGACGCAAUCCAUCUGUACACGGAACCGGAGGUGAUCAAGGACGUGGAGUGCAGCUACUGCAGCGUCGUGGAUGAACUCGAAGUGACUCGGAAGGAAUAUGCAGAGGCGAUGAAGCAGCAGCCCAAGGCAAGUAGUGGCAGCUCAAACUUCGAUGAAGUAAUGGACCUGGAGAUUGUGCAGCACGAGCGGAAGGACUGGAUUCACACGCUGGAGCAGCUGGCGAGCUCUUCAACAAGCUUUGACUUGGAGCAGCUCGAGCGGCCGAUCCCACGCAGCCGUGGAGACUGCCACAAACGUCUUCAGUUCUCUCGCAGCCCCGACGUCUUCUGUUUCCACUUGAACCGCAAGGUAUAUAGGAGGACUGGCGGCGCUUACAAGCUCGAGAAUUACGUGGAGUUCCCUCUCGAGCUCGACAUGAGCGUCUAUUGUCAAUAUGAACUGGACUCCGUCACCGAGCAAAAGCCGGGGAAUGGCAUCACGCGAUCAGCAAGCGGCAUCAUGCGGCGGGCAGUGGCGUCACCACCACCGUUCAGCGAGGCAUCGAAGCAGCAGUACUUGCUGUACGAUCUGACAGCUGUCAUUCUGCACCAUGGCAACGAGCGGUGCGGCCAUUUCACAGCGUAUCGUCGGGCCAGCCCCUCGCAGUGGUUUUUCGUCUCCGACGAGAGCGUACGCGAGGCUUCUGUAGCUGAGGUGUUGAGCAGUUGCGCCUAUAUGUUGUUCUACGAGCGCAAGCUCCGAACAAAAAGAACAACACGCAGCUCAGAGACGGAAGAGACCACGGACGACGAUGAUAGUCUGCCGGACGUCCCCUUCGAGCCCCAUUUGCUGCUAUGA
This is a messenger RNA of Phytophthora sojae, 1458 nucleotides long. RefSeq lists its product as hypothetical. The coding region runs from base 1 to 1458 and encodes 485 amino acids. Gene Ontology annotation, biological process: protein deubiquitination. Gene Ontology annotation, molecular function: cysteine-type endopeptidase activity; cysteine-type deubiquitinase activity. Gene Ontology annotation, cellular component: nucleus; cytosol. The transcript has 3 exons. Lineage: Eukaryota; Oomycota; Peronosporomycetes; Peronosporales; Peronosporaceae. The record is from RefSeq and is a predicted model, not a curated record.